This is a messenger RNA of Amphimedon queenslandica, 1379 nucleotides long. RefSeq lists its product as uncharacterized. The transcript has a single exon. The coding region runs from base 82 to 1203 and encodes 373 amino acids. The record is from RefSeq and is a predicted model, not a curated record. NCBI's taxonomy places the organism in Eukaryota, Metazoa, Porifera, Demospongiae, Haplosclerida, Niphatidae.
CUUUGAAAUAAAUUAUUAUUUAAAAAUAAUUAUUUUAGCCAAUUAAUUUUAGUUGCCUUAGCAACGCAUCUUGUCAUUAUUAUGGGUUUCUUUCAGGUAACCACGUUCCUCCACGAGGAGAAGAGAUACAAGACAGCUUUCUCUCAUGGCCAUCUCAUCUCUUUUCCUCUCAGAGGACCGUUACCUUCAAAAGCCAUAAACAUACUGAGCAAACCACCAAGAGAGAGAAACCAAUUAGAACUGACCUAUCUCUCCUCAAUAUCAUUGCAGUUGGAGCCAUUGUGGUCCUAUCCUAGAGAUAUUCGUAUCAAAGUGGCCAGAAUCCUUCACUAUCACUCACUGGAGAAAGGAGAGGUUGCCCCAGGAGGAGAGAGACCUGAUGAUACCUCCUUGUAUUUUAUACUAACCGGACAAGUGUACACUGCUGUGACUGAGGAGUCGGAGGAAAAUGGUCAUCUCUCCGUCAUAAAAGAGACUAAUGUUUCCUCGGGAUGUUCCGUUGGGGAUUUAAGACCAAUAAGGAACAAAGAAAGGAUAACGGUUGUUUGUAAAAGCAAGACGACACUUUUACGAAUCAGUGUCUCUGAUUUCAAUGAGAUUGUGAGAGUAUCGUUUGAUCGUGAAUGGGUAUGGAGGUUAAAUAUCAUACAGUGGCAUCCAUUCUUCAGCCAGUUCUCCGAUCGAGCCAUUGCACAGUCAAUUGCCAAAGCCUCAAAAUUUAUAAAUUUCCCACCUCGCUCUGUUAUCAUAAAAGACUUGAGCAAAACAGGCAACUUUGCUUAUCUUCUUGUCAAUGGAGAAGCAACCGUACUACAUAAACUAAAAAUAAGAGAAACUUACGACUGGAGAAAAGGACACCAACGACUUCUCAUGCCAUCGAGAGAGAGAGGAGCAAGGGAAAGCUGUGACAGUUGCCUCGUUCGGAGGUGGAUACAUGUAUCUAACCUGCUCCCUGGUGAGAUCUUUGGGAUUGGUGAGGGUAAGACGAACAUGAGCGUCAUUAGUAAACAUUAUGCAAAAUGUCUCGCCAUUAACAAACAAGUUUUACUGAAGUACGAGCAUACGAUUAACCUUCCUUCCCUUGUUCAUGAAAUGUCAUUGAAAUAUCUUAGCACUGCUGCUGUCUUUGAGAAGUACGUUGAGGCAUGCAAGUGGAAAGACUACAAGAGGAUUGUGGUGAGAGAUGCCAUUCUUAGGAAGUGAAAGUGAGUGUAUAAUGACUCUCCCUCAUCUUAACUUAAUUACCCUAAUUAUAACUGGAACUUUUUCAUUUCCCAAAUGUAAUAUGACUUUGAAUUUAAGAUAACAUUAACAUUGUAAGCAAUUAUUAUUAUUGUGUAUUUUAAUAAAAUCACUUGGCAUGGGGAAACUUUAAAAUA